Messenger RNA from Lotus japonicus, 2336 nucleotides. RefSeq lists its product as uncharacterized. The record is from RefSeq and is a predicted model, not a curated record. The transcript has 5 exons. The coding region runs from base 42 to 2123 and encodes 693 amino acids. Lineage: Eukaryota; Viridiplantae; Streptophyta; Magnoliopsida; Fabales; Fabaceae.
AUUUAUUUUCUUAUUUUUGUCUAAACUUUGAUGUCCCGGAUAUGGAGUGUAAAAAAUGCCCAAGUGGUGAUUUGUUGAAGAUAAAAAGCCGCGAAGAAAGCAGGAAAAUUAUUACCAGUGAGUUUCCAAGUCUUCAUUCGAGGCUGUUUCGUUGCGUUUUCCAAACGAAGAAGAUGAUGAAUCAGAGCAAGCAAGUAGCCUCGUUGACCACCUCUCGUUUGUCACCGCUUGCAGAACCCUUCACCCUCAACCGCUCUCCCUAUCAACAACAACCACCCACUUCGUAUUCAUCAUCUCCUCUCGAUGACCCUUUCAGCUCCUUGCUUGAUUCUUUCCUAGAAUGUAACAUGGGUUCAAUCUCAAAGUCUCACUCUGUGGGUGACUCUGGGUUUCGCCAGGAAACUGUCAUACCAACUUUGCCCCUUGAAAUUGCCGAGGAGAAAUCAAUUUUUGAGCAACACCCAUCUCUGGAAUUGCCAAGUUAUGGUGAGUUUAAUGGGCCACUGUUUGAUGUUUCGUUACCCGCUAACUCACCGUCAGUUACUGGCUUAGGCUAUGGGAUACAACUACAAGGAGUGGAUUUUCAUCAGGGUUUGUUUGGUAAAGGAAAUGAUGAUGCUGGCACUUCAGUUGCUGAUAGUGAUGCGGGCAAGUUUCAGAAAGGUAAGCAUGCCGUUGAUGAGUUAACUCCCUCUCUAACAAUGUCGGAAGGCAUUUUGGAAAAAAACACCGGUAUAAUUGUGGCAAAUGACAUUCUAUCAAAUUCUGAAGGCAUAGUACACACUGCUGAUGAAUAUAGCUCCUUUCUUAUCUCCAAUUGUAAGGUUGCCCCACUCAAGUUAUCAACAACUGAUAUGUCCUCCACUAAAAGCACCCCUCAAAAUCAUUUCUCCCCUAUUUUGGAUGACAAUGACCCUGAUGUGGAUUCUCCUUGUUGGAAGGGAACCGCUGCUUUUAGCCUACCUCCAUCAGAAAUUUCAGGGUCUUUACAAAUUCAACACAUUAAGAAGGAAGCAGAAAAACAUAACAUUUUAAAUCCUCUGGCUCCACAGUUCUUUCCGGGUAUUGGAUACAUCAAGGAUGAUUUUGUGCCUUACAACUCCAGUGCACAUGUAGCUACUAAUUUCUUUUCAGGAGAGGACAUAUUCAUGGAAAGUAUCAUGGUAGAAUCCCCGGUGGAGUUGAAUAAGAAAAUCGAGCUUCAGAAUUCCAGUAACAUUUGUGGAAGAGAAAAGGCAUUGAAUGUGCUUAAUGAUCCAAAAAGAAACUUGGUGGAUUCUGUGCUAAUGACUCAAUCUUCUUCCAAGGAAGAAUGCUUGACUUCAAAAGGAAAACAUGGAACAGUUGUUGAUGUUGAUGACUUUGUAAAGGGAAAUAAAAAUUCCAAGGCUAGUAGGUCAAUGGGUGGGGUUUUCCCUGCUGAGGGCCAUUCCCCAACUUUACCAGCAUCUUCAUCUAAAGUUAACAUUGUUACUGAUCUAUUUAAAACAUUUGAGGGUGUUUCAAAGUCUUUAAUUGAAUCUCAAAAACCUGAUAUUAAGAUAAUACUCCGUGCUAUGCAUGUUCUUUCGGAAUUGCUUGUACAUGUGGAUGGAACAGAAUCAUAUGAUGAACAUGAUCCUGACGUGAUUAUGAUCCCUCAAAUAAUCAAUAAUCUGAAUGGUUUUAGCACAAAAAAAUGUGGCCAAAGAAUUUCAACCCUUGAUUCAACUCCUGCAGAUAGUACUUUUUGUCCUGAUAGGUUAUUAGAGCUUCCCAAGGAACUGGAAAUGAAAAGUAUAGAGGCCCUUGUUGUUCCAAGCCAGCUUUAUCUGCAAAAUGAUUAUACAGGAAAAAAUACAGUUUCUAAAGUGAUAGGUCAGAGUGGACAAAGUUCUUUUGCAUCAAGAAGUGAUGAAGGCACCAAGAAAGCUGAUGAAAUGGCUCAGUUACAGGUCAUUCGGAGAAGUCUUGGGAGAAGUCUGGAUAUAGACAAACAAAUGCACCCAGAAGCAUUAUUGUUUUGGAAUUUAUGGCUUGAUUCUGAAGCAGAACGCUGUUAUAGGAAAUAUAAAACUUAUAAUUGCCUUAUGGAAGCUGGGGUGGAGGUAGAUUGCAAAAAUGUCGCGGAAUUGUGGAGGUGACAGUACCUUGUAGAUUUUUUAAGAGACACGACUAGUGGCUGUAAUUAGACAUUAGAGAUAUCUUACAUAUUCAUCAACUGAUUCUGGGAUGAAUUCUACUUGUACAAAUGUAAUUGAUUCAUGUGAAUGCAAUGGUUCUGGACUGCUAUGAAGAGGAAAACAAAAUAUGUAAUUGUUGAUGUUGUGCUAACUAAAGACUAAAGAGUUCUAUCA